Molecule: messenger RNA, 2756 nt
Organism: Abrus precatorius (Indian licorice)
Lineage: Eukaryota; Viridiplantae; Streptophyta; Magnoliopsida; Fabales; Fabaceae
Exons: 2
Coding region: 864-1790 (308 amino acids)
Molecular function (GO): zinc ion binding
Source: RefSeq, a predicted model, not a curated record
CUGUCCAACUUCACCACAACCUCUAGUUGGAGGUUCUGGUUACGGCACUAACAUGUACAGUAGACAAACAUCACCACAUACCCACCCACCCACUUGCCCAUUUCAACCGCCAUUCACAUCACAAACUCUUGCCCCGGAUAACAUUGAAGGAGAAAAUUAAAUUUUUUAAAACUUUUGCAACUAAAUUAAGAAUAAAUAAAGACUCAUCCUUUGUAAUAUGCACUCUCAUCCCUUUCACUGUUUUUUUUCUCCCUUUGUUAAAGGGUUUCUGUUAAAAUUGUCCAAUAAAGACAAAGUAACCCUUUUAUCUCCCUUGCUUUUUGCUCUCUAACCCAAUUCAACUAAUGAUUCAGUUGCACUCAAUCUAGUUGUCUUGUUUUUCCCAGUUCAUUUCUUCACCUAAUCCUGCUUCUAUUUCCCCACUUAAAAUACAUUAUUUUUCCUCCAAUUACCACCUGUAGCAAGCCACGCAGGUUUUACCUGGCGUGGGUUGGAUUGAAAUUUGAAACAUAGCCACUUCGAACUCGUUUGUGGAAUUCAAUAUUUUGAGGUAAACUCUUGUCUUUGCGGCUGUUUGGGGGUUGUUUCCUUGGAGAGUGAGGUCAUCCAUAUCAUAGGUGACAUCCCACGUUUUCAUUUUUUUUUAUAUUGAGAAAGGAAAAUAGAUUAUUUGUGAGAAUAUUUGAAGAUUAUGUCUCAAAUCAGCAAGUGGGUCGUUGAAAGAUAUGUGUUUUCCACCUUUCGUUUGAUCACAUUGUUCAUCUUCUGUAAUUAGAGAAAAAGGAGCAUUUUUUAAGGUAGGGUUUGUGCUGUAGCAUUGUUGGGAGUAUUUUUUUCAGGUUUGAUAGUGGAACGAGUAGUUAAUGGAUCAAGACAAAAACAUAUGCGGAGGUGAGGUAUUGGAUCAGGUUCAUGAAGGGGUGGAUGGGAAUUUGACUCAUUUGGUUGAAGUGGUUGCAAUUGAUGCUGUAGAUGGGAGCAGCUUGGGUGGCAGAAUUAGUAUGAGUGGAGAAGCUGGAAGUUCAGGAAAGGUGGGUAAGGAAAUGGUAUCCAAUAAGGAGAUUAAGGAGGGGCUUGAGGAAGUUAAGGGUCAGGACAAGCAUGAUGAAGAAAAUAUCAGUGAUAAAUUGCCUGGGGUUGAUCAGGGAACUAAUUAUGAUUCAAAUCAUUUGGUUAAUCAGGAAGUGGUUGAAACUGUGGUUGUGAUAGAGUCUGUUCAAACUGAAUAUGUCAACGAAGAUAAUAGGAAAUUGGGAGCAAAAGUUAACGAAUCAGGGUUGAGCUUGGUAUCCAUGAAAGCAACAAAAGAGGUGUCUGAAACUGAUAAAAAUUCGUGUGUGAUUGAUAUAAAGUGCAGCAGCCACAAGGGGUAUUAUGAAAAUUCUGAAGGUGAAAGGAUUUGUAGGAUUUGCCAUCUGGCUUCUGGGCAACCUUCGGAUGCAACAACUGUUGGCCCUGUUAAUAGUGCUACGAGUGCAGAUUUGAUUCAGCUUGGUUGUGCGUGUAAAGAUGAGCUAGGCAUUGCACACGUUCAUUGUGCAGAGGCAUGGUUCAAGCUUAAGGGAAACAGGUUAUGUGAAAUAUGUGGUGAGACUGCAAAAAAUGUUUCGGGUGUUGCUAGUAUUGGAUUUAUGGAAGAGUGGAAUGAAAGAAGAUUCAUGAACAGCGAUGGUAACUCAUCCCGUAGGUUUGGCGGAUGCUGGCGAGGACAGCCAUUUUGUAACUUCUUGAUGGCAUGCCUGGUAAUAGCAUUUGUUCUGCCAUGGUUUUUUCGUGUAAAUAUGUUCUAGCUGGGGAAUCAAACUCUAUUAUUCUUGCCUUCAAUUCUUCAUACUUGCUCAUAUAGUGGUGGAUGAUUGGUUCCUGCCAUACAUGCUGUCAGGCAUCAUCAUUUUAGUGGGAUGUUAGUACUUAACCAUGUUUCCAAUUUGACAUCUGAGGGUGAGUGCCCUGAAGAUGUGAAGCUUCCAUGUAAAGAAAUUACCAGCUUCACAAGUGAUCGCCCAAAUGUUUCCUGGUUGCAUUCUUUGGAAUAUGUCACGUGUGUUGUUCUGAGGUAAAUAUUGAUAAAUACAGUAUAUAUAUAAAUAUACAGAGAGAGAGAGAGAGUAUUUUACAUUUGGUGACAAUAGAUCUUAUUUGUAAGAAUCAAGUAUAAAGAAUUUGGUGGAAAACAAACCGAAAGAGCCUCUUCUUUUUCCUUUCCCUUUUUCACUUAUAUUUCCUUUUUUAUAUUGAAAUUUCUCCAACUACUAUUCAAAGAGCAUUCUUUUUGUUGAUUUAUUAUAUGCCAUCUUAAUAUAGUUUCAAGUACAAUCGAGCUUAGCUGUUAUAGGUUGGCUAAAUUGAUACGAAUUCCUCUUUUUGCAUACAAAUCUUUGGAGUUAAUGGCCUUCAAUACCACUGCGUAACUUAUUUUUACUGUUACUUUUCAUUGAAACAAAAAUAGUAUUCUCCAGCUUAAUUGUAAGAUGAGUUCAUAUUUAUUUUUGCAUGUCUCAGUCUUCACAUACUUCUUUACAUAAAUGACAUUUCAUUCUUGUAUUUAAAAUAUAAGCUGAGUUUGGAUUAAACUAUAAAGCAUAUAGAUUUAUGUCCCGUCGUUGUUAUCGAGUGUGAUGACUCAUACACCGCUUCAUUACAGAUCGAUGAUGUUUGAUAAGAAGAGAAAAAGCUGUUUGUUUUAUUUCUAAUGUAAUGAUAAUUAUAGUUUUACAACAUAUAUCUAUUUACAAUGAUCUAACAAAGGUGCAAAG